Spodoptera frugiperda (fall armyworm) is the source of this 554-nucleotide messenger RNA. RefSeq lists its product as uncharacterized. NCBI's taxonomy places the organism in Eukaryota, Metazoa, Arthropoda, Insecta, Lepidoptera, Noctuidae. The record is from RefSeq and is a predicted model, not a curated record. The transcript is spliced from 3 exons. The coding region runs from base 25 to 552 and encodes 175 amino acids.
UAAUUAUUAUAGUUACAUCUGCUAAUGGCAUGUUUCUUAUCGCAGAAAUUGCUAUAUAAUAGUCAGAGACACAACUCAAAAGCACAUUGCACACACUUGGCUACAAGUUGUAAGUUUCUACUUUCCAGAACCAGAAAAACGAAAAAUAUUAAGAUGAGGAGCUUCAUCAUCAUCACGGUGCUGUCAGCACUCGCAGCCUGCUAUGGUGCUAACCUUCCCAGCGAGGAGUUUUCCAAAGGUUUCACCAUAGUGUUCGAUGACUCGGCACCUAACGGUAGGACUAUGUCCCCGGUAGAUAUGAAGAUUAGUUGGGAAGGCUGGACUUUAUUGUCCCAAGGAACAUACAUAGUGCCCGCGAUUGCAGGCGAGGUACAAAGCAUCACCAAGGUGUUCCAGCCCGAAGCUGAUGUCAGGAUCAGCGGAUUUUCUAUAGCUUAUAACGAAUAUGCACUACCAUCGUAUACCCCAUUACCAAAUAAUGCUAUGAAUAUCACGCUGACCUCAAUUCCUGGUGAAGGAAUCCACUGUUUUAUUUCUAUUUACAGUCAAUAGAA